UGACCACUUCCGUGUGGGAAUGUCGUGUUGUUGUUGUUGUUUCAUGUUACAGGUCAGCUGGAAACGUCGCGCCAUUCGCUUGUUAAAUGUUAUUGUUAAUAUUACAGACUUGUGUUAUUCAGAGGACACAAAACUGGAGUCUCUAAACAGCGUUGUAGCAUGUUAGCAUUGUUUCAUUAGUGUCCGGUGAAGGCUAACGACAGCUAAUAGCUAGCAGGCUAACAAAGCAGGCUUUUUACGAUGAAGCAUUGCUAGCUUACAUGUCCACUCCCUUUAGCCAUACGAUAAAUACAUUCACUGCUACUUAUAACGAUAUCGUCGGUUUUAACUCGUUUUAAUACAAUAAAAGCGCAAUAUGGGGUAGCUAAAGUCUAUGGAUGUUGCACGCGUUGACAGUUCAUGUUUUGGACUCUGACAGUCAUCUCGGGCUGGUUACACACACCGCUUCAAUCAUAUUAUUCCACGGAGCUGAAGAUAGUCAGGGGGGCUUAACUUAAUGCUUGAGUAGAUUUAAUGUUUUGACUGCAUUAACCCAAGAGUCAUGAUAUGAUGGUGCUGCGGAGGUUACUGAGGAAGCGCUGGGUGUUGGGGGUCGUCUUUGGAUUGUCCCUCAUUUACUUCCUGACCAGCACUCUAAAACAGGAGGAGAGGUCCACACGGGAACGCACGCUCUUAGAGAUUAAAGAUUCCGACCAGCGCAUCGCCUGGAAGGUCCGCUUCAACCUUGGUAACAGCAGCAGACAGAUUACUCAGUGCAGAAAUUCCAUCCAGGGGAAGACGCUGAUCACAGACGAACUCGGUUACGUCUGCGAGAGAAAAGACUUGCUGGUCAACAGCUGCUGCAACGUGAACGCUCCGAGCACCCGGCAGUACAUUUGUAAAAGCUGCCUGGCCAACGGCUGCUGCAGCAUCUAUGAGUAUUGCGUGUCUUGCUGCCUCCAACCAGAUAAGCAACCUCUCCUCGAGCGCUUCCUGAAUCGUGCGGCUAAAGGUUUCCAGAAUCUUUUCACUGCUGUGGAGGACCACUUUGAGCUGUGCCUGGCCAAGUGCAGGACCUCCUCACAAAGCGUUCAGCAUGAAAACACGUACCGAAACCCUCAAGCAAAGUAUUGCUACGGCGAAAGUCCUCCAGAGCUCCUUCCUGUAUGAAAUGGACUUAUUUAUGUGGUUUAAGAAGAACAAUUCAAAUCAUGGGUCAGUAAAUUAAAAAAAAAAA
This is a messenger RNA of Austrofundulus limnaeus, 1216 nucleotides long. It is a transcript of the gene spring1, whose product is annotated as SREBF pathway regulator in golgi 1. The transcript has 5 exons. Gene Ontology annotation, biological process: positive regulation of SREBP signaling pathway. Bases 547 to 1149 code for a protein of 200 amino acids. NCBI's taxonomy places the organism in Eukaryota, Metazoa, Chordata, Actinopteri, Cyprinodontiformes, Rivulidae. The record is from RefSeq and is a predicted model, not a curated record.